This is a messenger RNA of Orbicella faveolata, 1667 nucleotides long. RefSeq names its product N-acyl-phosphatidylethanolamine-hydrolyzing phospholipase D-like. Gene Ontology annotation, cellular component: membrane-bounded organelle; cytoplasm. Gene Ontology annotation, biological process: N-acylethanolamine metabolic process; N-acylphosphatidylethanolamine metabolic process. NCBI's taxonomy places the organism in Eukaryota, Metazoa, Cnidaria, Anthozoa, Scleractinia, Merulinidae. The record is from RefSeq and is a predicted model, not a curated record. Gene Ontology annotation, molecular function: zinc ion binding; N-acylphosphatidylethanolamine-specific phospholipase D activity.
AUGGAAGUAGAUCUCCGUGUAGGAGGAAAUCCUGGCAAGUUUCCGUUCCCGCAGGCCACGCAAAACUCUCCAGAGUUAGAUUCUCCAAGUUUCCAGAGCAUUCGCCGCUCAGUUCAGUUCAGUUCCAGUGUCCGUUCAUCCGAAAAUAUGGAUUCCCAUGGAAAAAAGCUAUCGUCACAGAGGGUCCAAUUAUUGUAUUAUAAUUUUUCAUUCAUUCUACAGGAAUUAGAUAGAACUCUACCUGUUCUCAGCCCAGACAAAGCAGUGUUAGAUGCUCCUCCACCAAAUGACAUCCAGGUUACCUGGAUUGGUCAUGCAACUGUGCUCAUUCAAAUGGACAGUCUUAAUAUUCUCACAGACCCGGUGUUCAAUUAUUACUGUGGUAUUGCUAGUAUGAUUGGAGUGAAACGAUAUCGUCCUGUCCCUUGCACUGUGGAUGAACUUCCUGAUAUUGACGCUGUUUGUAUCAGUCACAACCACUAUGAUCACCUUGACUACAACACAGUCUGUAACCUUAACAAGAGAUUUGGCAAUAAAAUUCAUUGGUUUGUGCCAAUGGGACUUCUUAAAUGGAUGACAGAUUGUGGAUGUGAAAAUGUAGUUGAACUUGAGUGGUGGGAAGAACAUCCUCAUCCUAAAUUUACAGACGAAAACAAAGCAGUAAAGUUUGCCUUUACUCCAGCACAGCAUUGGUGUCGGAGAGGAUUAAAUGACACUAACAAGGUGUUGUGGGGUAGCUGGUCAAUUAUCGGUCCACGGCAUAGAUUCUAUUUUGCUGGUGACACUGGUUAUUGCCACAUUUUUAAGCAGAUUGGCAAGAGAUAUGGACCGUUUGAUCUGGCUGCAAUUCCCAUUGGAGCUUACCAACCAAGGGGACUGAUGGAAUUCCAGCAUAUUGAUCCUCAAGAAGCAGUCGAGAUCCAUGAAGAUGUCCAAUCCAACUUUUCUCUUGGUAUUCACUGGGGAACCUUUAAUCUAUCUUAUGAGCAUUAUCUUCAGCCGCCUAAAGAACUGAGGGAAAUACUGCACAGCAAAGGAAUUUCACAAAAAGAAUUUCAUACAAUCAAACAUGGAGAGGUCAAAGUCAUUACCAAGGAAGAUACAAAGUUGGCUGAAGCACGGCGUAAUGCUGUCAUGUUUGAAUCAGCCACUUAAUAGCCAUGUGCAAUUUAAGGAAAUAAAUUAUAAUUUAGUCUUAGUUAGAAAGGUUGUGUUUUAUAAAAAGUGAUAUUUAUCGGCCAAUGUAGUAACAGGCACAAAUUUAUAAUUAAAUUUAAAAUUUAAGUUCCCAUAAGAGGCAAUGCAUUAAAAAAAAUUCAAUAGAUAGGAGCGUUUUUUCCAAUAUUGCUUCAGUAAGAAUUUUAGUCUGGCUACAGCCUUUACUAAAUACUAAAUGUAGCAAAUUUCAAUUCAUCUCACUCAGUAUUCAAUUCUGUUUUCUAUAUUUAGCUGGUUGUUCAAUUUUCAGCUGUUAUUCAGAAUUCAACACUUUUAUUCAACAUUCAACUUAUCAUCCAACAUUCAAUUGUUCGAGAUAUUCAAUAUUCAACUUGUUAGUCAAUAUUAUUGAAAACUCUUUAUUCAGCAUUCAAUUCUUUAUACAAUCUUCAACUUUUUACUCUUUAGUCAACAAUCAACUAUUAUUGAAUAUUCAACUUUUUGUACAG